Molecule: messenger RNA, 2278 nt
Organism: Anarrhichthys ocellatus (wolf-eel)
Lineage: Eukaryota; Metazoa; Chordata; Actinopteri; Perciformes; Anarhichadidae
Gene: fam53b
Product: family with sequence similarity 53 member B
Biological process (GO): protein import into nucleus; positive regulation of canonical Wnt signaling pathway
Cellular component (GO): nucleus
Source: RefSeq, a predicted model, not a curated record
UAGUGCACUGGGGCAAUGUUGUAGUUUGCAGGAGCCGCCUGGAGCAGGACGCGAAGUGAACUGCUCGCUUUGCUUCCUCCCUUGAAGCCUUGUUCUGGUUUUAUGUGGAAAAAAAACCUCAACAUGGCCCAGCGAAACUAAGCAGCUGCCCGGUGUUUGUCGGAGAUACGAGGCGCUCUCCGUGAUGCUUGAUUGCGCCGAGGAGUGAAGCACAUUCCUGAAGGAGUUGACGGCUGCUGUCUUUAAGUUUAUGAGAAACCAGCCUGCUCACACCGUGCCGGUCAAGAUGGACGCCAACUUUUCUUGCCCUCACUGGAACAACUUGGGACAAAGAUGUGUAUUGCCAUGGUGAUCAUUUUCAAGAAAACACUGGAAAAGAAGGGCGCCGAUGAUGUAACAUCCAAAAGUACAGAUUUGGGCCCGUUCCAGGCACAGACCAUGACCCAGGGGACUGCACUUUUCUCUUGUGGACUCAUGGAGACAAGCCGGUGGCGUGAGUUGGGCCACAGCUGUGCUAUACAGCAGAGGCCGGUUGGGACCAGCCUGGAGAGCCUGUGGGACGUCCUGCCUGAGGUGCACAAGACUUCUGCCCACUGGGACUGGGACGUUGGCUCCACUUCGACCACAAUCACUAGCUUGUUGCAUGACCUCAGCCUGACUGAGGCCGCGUCCUCGCACUCCACUGCACCCCCCAGCAAGCGCCAGUGCCGGUCCCUGUCUUGCUCAGAUGAGCUCGGCGGCUGCCGCUCCACCUGGCGCCCUCAGGGCUCUCGCGUGUGGACGACGGUGGAGAAGAGGCGGUGCCACAGCGGCGGCAGCGUCCACCGCGGCGGCGCGGUAAACACGCAGCUCGGCUUCCCAGCCAUGCAGCGCAGCUCCAGCUUCAGCCUGCCCGCCCGCUCCAACACCCUGGAGCUGCCCUGCUUCGCCCGGCGUCUCCCCUGCCCCUCCGCCUUCACCGGUCUGACGCCUGCCUCCUCCAUGACCCUGUCCUCCGAGCCCUCAGCGCAGCCCCUCUACCUCUCUCAUGAACAGAUAUGCGGACCCUCGCCGGCCAGCUCCCCCGACUCCACACCCGAGCUGGAGCGCCGCGGCGGACAGGGAGGUCUCGCCCGCAGUCGCUCGCAGCCGUGCGUCCUCAACGACAAGAAGAUCGGCGUGAAGCGCAGAAGACCAGCUGACGCACAGAAGCAGAGGCCGUCUUUGGACCUGGCCAAGAUGACACAGAAACUUCGGAACUUCCACAGCCUCAGCUGCCCUGGAAUCACCGGCGAAGACGGCUGCGAGUCAAGCCCGGCCCCCCCCACUCUCAGGAGCACCGCUCAGUGUUACGCCGGUGACUCGUCAGCAAGCGAACGCGGCCCAGAGGACGUUCAGCCUUGGACCAAAGAGGGAGAGAUCCCCCAGGAACCGUCAGACCCCACCAUCGAGGAGGCGGACUGGAUGCCGGGGACGACCAACGGGAAGGACAACGACCCUCUGUGGGCGGGGCUGUGUAGCAUGAGGAAGGACGUGUAUCAACUUGGAGGCGAGCUCGACAUUGAGCAAAUUGAGAGGAACUGAGCUGGACCGUCUCCCUCUCAGGGGACUGAAAGUUUAUCACCAGGUGGUACAGUAAACAGUACUGAUAGUCUUAAGGACAAAGCAGGUGGAAAGCUAAUGCAGUGAGCGUUCCAGCACUAGUUAUUUUUUUUUUUCCCUAAUGGAGAGAUUGAGCUUUGUGGGCCAUUUUUUGGAGGCUUUGCGUAGUCGGAAGCUACUCCCACACUGUGCGUUAUCUCAACUGUGUCUCAGGAGAACAAGGAAGUCGGGGAGGACUGAUAGAACUGAUGAAUAUAUAAAGCGAUAUAUUAAUGUUGGCUCAGAGACUGGGGUUUCACAUGUCUCUGUAACCCUGAUUACCUUCAUUGUACUGCGUUUGGAGAGAAUUCACAGCAGGUUUGUAUCAAUUCUCUGCACUAGAAAGAGUGUCCGUUCCUCUUCAAUAGUACAUGAGUACACGAUGAACAGAAAUGAAGACUACUUGGAGAGCUACCGUUAGUAAAGCCCCUUUCACUCUUAACUGAGCAACAAGCUGCACCCACACACACACACACAACCUGUAAAGUAUAUUAACAUUUCACACAGUAACAUCAGGCGUCUCUCUGAGAUCUCCCCUUUGUGUGAGAAAACCUUUGUGAUUCUAAUAGCGUUAAUAUUCUUUUUACGAUUUGUAACUACAAAGUUAUGUAAAACAUGAGCAUAUUUCUAUACAAAUAAAACAGUUUUAAAUGUGUCA